UGGCUGCUGGUGGCAGACUCAUGUAGCGGCGACAUGUCUCAAGUGAAACACUCCGACCCGGCGGCCGCGGACAAGCCAGACCGCAGACGAGGCGCGGCGGGCCGAGCGGCUGCGCUGCGGCGCGCGCCGUCCGACUCCGACUGCUCCGGCGAGACCGCCUCGCUGUCCGCCGACAGCGGCGAGCGCCGCCCGCCGCCGCCGCCGCCGAGAGGGAAGACUAGGAACCGGCGGCGUGGCAGCGAAUGGGAGGUGCUUGAGGGUCUGAAGGACGGGCAGCGCUUUGAGCGGCGGCCGGAGGUGUUCAACGGGUUCCUGCAUAAAAAGAGGAAGUGGCCUUUGAAGGGAUGGCACAAGCGUUUCUUCGUAGUAGACGGCGGCAUACUAGUGUACGCGCGCUCACCCACCGACGUGGCGCGCGGCCGCCUGCACGGCUCUCUGGACGUCGGUCUGUCUGUCAUCUCGGCUAAACCACGGAGGCGAAGAAUUGACAUCGAUGCCGAUGAAUUCAUAUACCAUCUCAGGGCUAAGACACCUGAUGUCUUCAGGACAUGGCUGAAUGUUUUAAAGGCGCAUCGGUUAUACCGCCAGCACCUCCUGACGUUCGGCGCCCGCGAGUCGGUGCCCAAGAUACACGCGCCGCUCGACGACUUGCCGCCCACCGACGCCUCGUCUCGCACAUCCCAGUCCUCUUCAGAAUCCUUCUCAAGCCUUACCUUAUCCCAAACCAAUCCCAAGACCUUAUCUAUAUCUUCGAUCUAUGAAAAAAAGACACAGUGGAGAACAGACAGCCUUAUACCUUACCAAAGUUCAGGUUUUUUAAAAUCGAUGAGUUCGGAUAUAGAUCCAAAUAUAAGUGGCAGUCUCUGUUCUACGCACUGUAUUAAAAAGGGAGAGAAUAUAACAGUACCUAAAGCUUCGAGUAUACAUGAACAACAAAUGCAUAGUACGGAUCUAGAUUUGAAAACUCUUAAUAGUAAUACAGAAGAUUCUGUUAGCGAAUUGAAAAUGAAAUCUAAUUUAGAAACUUUAAGUAAUGGUAGCUCGAAGAAAAAAGCAAAUUCUAAAUCAAGAAAUGAAAAACUACAAAUUAAUAUAAAUAGAACUUCACAUAAUGCUAACAGAAAAUCACCCGUAUGGUUUGAUAAUAAAGAUCAAACUGCAUUAUUCUGUUUUCCACGUAAACGUCAAAACACAGCUAGAAAUGAGGAGGAGUGGACUAUGCAGAAAAGUAGAAAGUGUACUAAUCUAGUCAAAUAUAGGAAUGCCGGGGAAGAACCACCUUUAACUAAACCGUUGUUAAGACAAAUGUUACUUUGGAAAUAUAAACAAAAUUUAGGAACUCGCAAUGUACAAGAUAAAAGUAUUACUUGUGAUUCGGCUAAUGAUGAUGAUGAUAAAACUGAUAAAUCCACACAAGAUGACGUUACUGCAUCGGAGUUUGAUCGUAUUUGUGAAAAACUAAUAUUUAAUCUAUUUGAGGAUAAUAAUACCAAUAUAAACGGGAAGGAGAAAUCAAGCAUUUAUGUCAACCUCGUGGUAAAAGAACUUUAUGAUCUCAAAUUGAAUGAAAGCGAGAAACAUCCCUUGAAAAUGUUAUUCAAAUCUCUUUUACAAUAUUUCUUGAAAAACACUGAAGGUAAACUUAAAGGCAGUAUUAAACGAGAUAUAGCUACCAGUAAACCAUCUAUAACGUAUUUCACUAGAGAUAAAGAAGUUUCCAACAUUCAUAAUAAUCCUAAAGAAACCGGAUCUUGUAAAUGUACAAAAAACCCACAAGAUGUGGAAAAUUUUAUUAAUAGUACCAUAUACGCUUGUGCAAAUGACCAUACUAUGCACGGUAGGUUGGUCAAAGGUAGAAGCAAAGAGACUGACAUUGCUAUAACAAAAGCGCUGAUUGAUAACCUUGAUGCAUCAACUAUAAUUCACGAUAUUAAUGAAAACCAAACGGACACUUCAGAACUGCCACGGUUACAACAAUAUUUUAAACGUAUCUUGAGCGAAACAGCGAUACCAAAGCCUAUAGCAAAAGAUUUUCUAAACGCAUAUCUAGAUGUACUCAAUCAUCCGAGCAGAAGUGAUACAAGUAUUGAAUCUGAGAUUUCGAGAGGUUCAAACGUUGAAUGUGAGCCAAUAUGCGAUAUCCAAACCGAAUGUGUGCAAAAUAAAAUUUCUCAAUGUGUUUCCACUUGUCAAAAUGCAUUUGUUGGUGAUACUAUACAUAUUGCUGCAGGUGAAGAACCAAUGAACUUUAAGGAUAUAAUUGAUAAAAUGUUGAGUUUCUUUUACAAUAAACUUGACGAGACACGUGAAGAUGACAAUACUGACAAUACAAGAACAUAUAGAAAUGAACUGAAAAGUCAAGACCUCAACACCAAGCCCAUUAGAUCUGGGACCUUGAAUUCUAAUAAAAUAGAAAUAGACUUGUCAAAUUAUAACAUUGACAAUAUUUAUCUGACCAACAACUCAUUAGGACCGACAUGUGUAACAAUAAAUUUAAAAGAAAACACACCGGAUUCAAACGAGUCGAAGCUUAUGAAAUCGACUUCAAGAGUUUGUAACGAGAAUUUAGCCGGAACAUCUGACAAAAUAAAAUCUGUGUCUAAUAGUACAAGCCGCGGUUCCUUGAAGUCUAACAAUAUUUUAAAGGAUGAAUAUACUAAACAUUCUCAAGUACCUAAUAAAGAAGAUGUACACACAUGUCCCACAUCCAGCGGAGCAACGUCAAAAGCGAACUUGCGUGAUGAUAACCUUGACAUGACUAGAAAUAAUGAUAAUAGAGUUACUAAAGAAAUGCCUAUUCCAAGUCAUAAACGAAAUACUCAAUGUUUUUUUCUUUCUUCUAUCAAAGCAAACGUGCCUAUAACACAUGAUGAAAUAAAGAAAAUUAAAGAUUCGCACGUUUUCGUACCAGGCCGCUUUUCCGCGCAAGUUUUAAAGCACAAAACUGAAAAUGCGUAUUUCAUUAUGCGCAUUUUGGAACACUUGAUACGUCUUUCUAAGGAUUUUCCCGAUAUCAAUAAAUAUAUCAACAGCGCAUAUUUUAAAAUAAAGAAGACUUUUGAAAAAGAGACUUAUGAUCUUCUGGGACGCGAUCUCCUUCGUAAAAAUUAUAGAAAAGAAAACAGUCGAAAAUCAAUAAACGAUGAUCAGAUAUUAGAUUCAUCAAUGUCUAAUCAAAUUACACAUAUUCAUAGAAAAGCAAUUGAAGUCGCAGUUAAUACAAGCUUUAUAUUUCCUAGUUUAAAAAUGAGCAAAGACGAAGCACUUAGCGUAAUAGUUCUUGCAGAAGCAUUGGCUAAUAUUGCAGUUCAAACUCUGUCAAUAGAUUACGAAGUUAAAGAAGAAUUAAGGAUCGAUGUAAAAGAAGAAUGGUUUAAAACACUAACGCAAAAAUAUGUUAAGAAUAAUGCAAUCAAAUGCAUGCUGAAAAAGAUCCACGACAUACCUCAAAGUAUAAGGAUAGCCCAUCCGAUCAGAGCGAGGAUGCCGCUUUCAAAUUCUUCAACAAUGUUUACGGAAUUAUCAAAUGUAUCCCCUCCGCUUACAGUCUGUAGCUCACAGAAACAGAAAGAACAGCGUAUUAGGGGGAUUAAUAUACAACAGUUGUAUACGCGCCCGAAAAAACUUGUACGGUCUGUGUCUAUGACUGAUUCUAGCGAUAAUAUAGGUAAUACUAUGAGCGCGGAUUUGAAAACUAUAUACAGAUGUACUAGCGAACCUUCCCAUUGUUCAGGGCUGAUUAGCCCUAACGGCGGCACCAUCCGCGGCCCGCAGGCCGGUUUCGUGUCGGGCACCCCUGGCGGCCGACUGGCGGGUUGGAUUGUUGAAUCCGGCGGUCCGCUGGAGAGCGCGUCUCGUGAGCUGGGGCAAGCACAGCUGUCCGUCCAGCAACUCCAGCGCCUGCUGGACGCCAUGCUGGAGAUACAGAACAUGCACCAUCACGACACAGAUCAGGUGUCACUAGAGGGCGCCUCGCCGAACGUCAAGAAGGACCGCCGCAAGUUCGGCCUCCGCAAGAAGAAGUCCAACAGCAAAUGCGCGUCGGUGGAACUCGCGCCGCUCCACGUUGACGGAUCUAGCUCGCAUAUGGCCCUCUCAGCUCUCACGGCGCCACCGUCGCCGGGCGGAGGCGCGUCGUCUAUGCCCAACUCGGCAGCCAGUCUUCCCAUAGUGAACACAAAAAACCUACAAUCCCAAUCCCGAAUCCUGUCCUGAAGAACUAACCUGCCCAAAAUUAUCUGAACAUGAAGUGACUCAGUUUUGUUUUUGUAAUUGUUUGUUUUUAAAUUGUAACGGAAUCGUGUAAGUUAUUUAUUGUCCAAAUAAAAUUUGA
This is a messenger RNA of Cydia splendana, 4333 nucleotides long. RefSeq names its product oxysterol-binding protein-related protein 3-like. Gene Ontology annotation, molecular function: cholesterol binding. Bases 34 to 4215 code for a protein of 1393 amino acids. The transcript has 11 exons. The record is from RefSeq and is a predicted model, not a curated record. NCBI's taxonomy places the organism in Eukaryota, Metazoa, Arthropoda, Insecta, Lepidoptera, Tortricidae. Gene Ontology annotation, cellular component: membrane; intracellular membrane-bounded organelle; cytosol.